GCGCCGCCUCCUCCGGCCGCGCCGCGCACGCCGGGACCGGCCCUGCCCGGCCUUGCCCAGCGCCGCUGCCCGGGCACGGCCCGGCCCCGCCGGCACCAUGCAGGAUCCAAAUAAAGACACGGAGUGGAAUGAUAUUCUGCGCAAGAAAGGUAUCCUUCCUCCAAAGGAAAACCUGGAGGAACAGGAACGGGCAAAAGAAGAGGAGCAGUUUGCCAUCCUUCAGAAAUCUCUGGUGAAAACUUAUGAGGACAUGACUCUGGAAGAGCUAGAAGAGAAUGAAGAUGAAUUUAAUGAGGAAGAUGAGAGAGCUAUUGAAAUGUACAGGCAGCAAAGGUUAGCAGAAAUGAAGGCAGCUCAAAUGAAGAAUAAAUUUGGGGAAGUUCUGGAGAUUUCGGGAAAAGAUUAUGUUCAAGAGGUUACAAAAGCUGGAAAAGGUAUAUGGGUAGUCUUACACCUCUACAAACAAGGAAUUCCACUGUGUGCCUUAAUAAAUCAACAUAUGAGCGGGCUUGCAAAGAAGUUCAGAGAUGUGAAAUUCAUCAAAGCUAUUUCUACCACCUGCAUUCCCAACUACCCCGAUAAGAACCUGCCCACGAUAUUUGUGUACCUGGAGGGAGACAUCAAAGCUCAGUUCAUUGGGCCUUUGGUGUUCGGUGGCAUGAACCUGACGAGGGAUGAAUUAGAGUGGAAGAUUUCUGAGUCUGGUGCCAUCAAGACAGACCUUGAAGAGAACCCCAGGAAGCAGAUCCAGGACCAGCUCAUGUCCUCAAUCAGGGUGUGUGUCCCAGCCAGAGGGGAGAGUGACUCAGAGGAUGACUAAUUCCUGCGGCUGCAUCCAGAUUGAUGCAGUGCACUUGCAGCCAGUGUUCCCACCUCAAGCACUGGAGACACUCCUCAAGGCCUUGCUGAGCCCCAGAAGGGUAGCAUUUCAAGACAUUCAUUCUAGAAACCUCUAGAAACUAAAAACAUUUAUGUUUUUUAAAAAUUGCAGCUUCACUUAAGAUGCUGAAAGACAUUUUGUAUAGUGAAGCCUGAGUAAAUCUUACUCAAAGGUUUUAAAAUAUAGACAUGAGUAGCAACAGGUCUCUUGUUAUUAUUUUCAUACUAAAUUGCUACUUCUUAAAAAAAGUUGAAACAUGAAGUGGCCUUAAGUACACUGUUUUUAACAAACUUAAAUGGUACAAAUCAAAUUAAAUAGCUGUCUUAAAUAAUUGUUUAUGACACUUUAAUGGACCAUCUCUUAGCCCACUGUGCUCAGACCUCUGACAGCCUGGACUUCACAGAGAGCUGGGGCGGGUGGUACCCAUGAUGCAGGUGCUUCUGAAGGUGGUGUGUGGUCCUCUGCUGAGAUGUGCUGGCACCAGAGGGACAACAUGAGGCUAUAAGCUGGGAUUCCAGGCAUCCUGAGAGAGGCCUUGAGGAUAGCCAGCCUCUCCUGGGACCUGCUGACUCCUGAACUCCACUUUCGAGUUAGCAGCACUGUUUUGCCUUUCACAAGGGCUGAACUUCAUGCACCAUCUUGCCUGCUAAUUGCAGAAUGAAAUUCAAGACGGUGGUGCUCAAGUGUGAAACUGCUCAUUUCUUCAACAAUAUGAGAAGUCAGGUGUUCCUACAGUAGUGCCAUUGCGAAAUGGGAGGGAGGAUGAUGUUUGAGGAACUGACAUCUUGCUAUAUUAAAAACUUCCAUUUUCCAGCUACAGUAAUAAUAACUGAAGCCUUAAAAGAGCAUAAACUUAAAUAUCACCUUGAUUAUAGAUCUGCUGACAUUUGGAGCUGCUUGAUUAUUUUAGGUUGGAUUUAAUGUCCACUUACACUUUCAGUUGGUCUACAUUCAGGCUAACAGUCUCCAAGAGCUUUUGCUAAUGAGGCUGCCCCAAUGACAUUUUGUUAUAUUGCUGGUGGAUUCUGUGGGUGGAUGGUAAAGAAUGCUAUACUCUUUAAGCAGUGAUAUUUUUAAGAUUUUUUUAUUAGUUUGUAGUGACUUUCAAAUACACUUUUUGCACUCUGAGACAAAUCAGUGUGUAGUUCAAACAACAACUAACUGUUCCUUAGGUGAAGUUAUAAGAUUCUGAUGGAGAGCUUCCUCUUUGAGAUGUGAAUGGUGAUCUGAGUCUCAGUUGUCUCCUUUCUUUUAUGCGUGUUUUGGCAGAGUAGCUAAAAUAUUAAUCCUGUGCAAGUCAACCAAAUGCAGCACAAUAGAAGCUGAUAGAUCUGAAUAUGAUUACAUAGCAGCACUCUUCUCAUGACACAGGACAAUCCCAAGUGCUAUCAAGACUUGAUGCUUCUUUGUGCUCACCUACAACUUCAUACAGUCUAGGAAGAGAACAACUCUUCUUCUCUAUAGAAGCCUACAGUGCAUAUUUUGCUUAUCUUUUGCUUGUUCACAUUGAAUUGUGCUUUGGAGUGACCUCUGACUACAUGGACUGCAUUUCUUUUGGAGGAAACUAGAGAAACUAGGGGUGAAUAAAAAGAAGAGGUGGGACUUCA
Vidua chalybeata is the source of this 2487-nucleotide messenger RNA. RefSeq names its product phosducin like 3 (gene PDCL3). The transcript is spliced from 6 exons. Gene Ontology annotation, biological process: positive regulation of gene expression; angiogenesis; protein folding. Lineage: Eukaryota; Metazoa; Chordata; Aves; Passeriformes; Viduidae. The coding region runs from base 98 to 820 and encodes 240 amino acids. Gene Ontology annotation, cellular component: cytoplasm. The record is from RefSeq and is a predicted model, not a curated record.